Messenger RNA from Actinia tenebrosa (Australian red waratah sea anemone), 607 nucleotides. RefSeq lists its product as uncharacterized. The record is from RefSeq and is a predicted model, not a curated record. Lineage: Eukaryota; Metazoa; Cnidaria; Anthozoa; Actiniaria; Actiniidae.
CAAUGCCAGAGUAAAAGKUGCACAUGGGCAAGACCUGGAAAAGAUCAAGGAGUUAUCAUAUGACUAUGUAAGCGAUGAAGAAAAUGGAUGCGAUGAGAAUAAGGGGAAAUGGGUUGUGAGGCAACCAGCAUGGAGAUCGGAGGAAGCCAAUAUACUCAUGAAGAGGCUCCAGAAUAAGUUGGAGACCACAACGUCUGAAAGGCCACGAGUGUCAAGGGUUGAUGGUCCUCCGUCUGACAGAUGUCAUCCAAGAAACAUAACAUUGUGGGCUGUAUCAUCUGAUGGCAUUAUUAGUCAACGCGUUCACUCCAGAAGUCCAUCUCCGGUGCAUAGRACACAAAGAAAUCAAGGCAGUUCAAGACUGGAAUCCAGAAGUCCAUCUCCGGUGCACAUAACACAAAGAAAUCAAGGCAGUUCAAGAUUCCAGAAUCCAGAAGUCCAUCUCCGGUGCGGAGGACAAAAAGAAAAAGAACRAAAGACACUGUCCCCGCAGGAUCACGAGGUCAACGUCAAGAUCUCCAAAAAAGGCGCCAAAAAGGAUGCCAAAAAACUUUAAUUUGCCAUCAGGAUAUUAUUAUUUAGUUGUAAUUAAGAAUAUGAGAUUAUA